This is a messenger RNA of Boleophthalmus pectinirostris (great blue-spotted mudskipper), 3688 nucleotides long. RefSeq lists its product as uncharacterized. The coding region runs from base 608 to 3688 and encodes 1026 amino acids. The transcript has 4 exons. The record is from RefSeq and is a predicted model, not a curated record. Lineage: Eukaryota; Metazoa; Chordata; Actinopteri; Gobiiformes; Gobiidae.
UAUUUGAGCAUUGUUGCUCCAUACAUUUUGCUAAUGGUUCAUUAUUAGCUAUUUGGUAACGUUUAAAAAAAAAAAAGUAUUUUGUCAUUUUAAUACUACUGUGUAUUGUUCAUCUUCAAAGAAAGGGGGAUGUUAUGAUCAGUAGCUAUAAUGGCGUGUGCCACACGGGGGCGCCGCAGUGUUAUCUGUAUGUGUUGUUAACAGAAGUAGUGUAGCACUUGUACAUGAGAGUUCACCGUUAUUACGGGGUAUUAAAAAGAAGGAAUUAUUGAACACAAAACACGCCUCGUUCUUCAGCAAUAACAUGAACAUGACACGGACUACCUCAUGUUAAACUAGAAGCCAUAACAAAGUCAAAGACCUCGGCUACGCUGGAAUCCGAGCCUGCGCUGGAUGGAGUCAAGACGCUGCGACGCGGACACAAGUUUGGAAUUAUGAAUGAAUCAAAGACGCCGCGCCGCUGGAUGCGUAAAGACACAAGGCUUGCGUGCCGUGAGUAAACUCAAGCGCUACCGUGCGCUCUGGAAAAGUGAACAAAUACGCACGAAGUAAUCAAAUGUGUGGAUUGUAAAGGAAAUUAAUUAAAACUGGAACGAAUUUGUGAAAAAUGGAUGAAAUUGUGGAACAAGGAAAUGAGGAGGAAAAUGCUCAAAACGACAUUGUGCAGAACAACGAAACUGAAAAUGACCUCAAAAGGCUCAGCGCCAGUCGGAGAGGAAAGCUGGGUGCAUGUACAAGACGAAUGAAUGAAAUUAAAGCUCUCAUGUCAAAUCCUCAAAAUAUGGACUAUGUUGCAAAUGUUUUUGAACAAUUCAAAGUGUCAUUAAAUGAGUUUAAAACAUGUCAUGGAGCAGUGCAAAAACUUUUACCUCUAGAAAUACAGGAAAAUGAGACGAUUGACUGGUAUGAACCUAAAAUGGAAAUAUUCAAUACAUUUAUGAUGGAUGUGGAAGCUUGGAUUAUGGUUCCAGACCCACAGGUCUUGGUGGAGCCAAAAGACAGUAUAUCAAAUGUGUCAACAAAAAGCACAAAAUCAAGUAAAUCUCAAAACUCUGGUGCCUCAAAAGAACGUCUGAGAUUGGUCUCUGAAAAAGCUGCUAUGGAGGCUCGUAUGGCUGUAUUAACAGAGAAACAUGCAAUGGAAAUUGAAAAGGCCAGAAUAACUGCUAAACUGGAGGAAAUGGAGCUCGCAGCAAAUAUAGCUGCAUCUGAUGCCAGGUUAAGUGUUCUGGACAGCUAUGUUCAAAGUCCUGAAAAUGCAAUGUCACACAAAGCACUAAGUAAAAUCAAACAUGAUCAAAAUAUCACCAGUAUCAAAGAAUACAAUGCAUCUAUGGGUAUUUCUGAAACUUCAUCUGCUAAAUAUCCUGAUAUAGGUACAAUACCCAAGACUCCUCUUCAACGUUUUGUAAAUGAACCAGCCAACGUUGGAACAUCAUCCAAAGAAUAUAAAUCUAAUGCUACACCAGUACAUGUCAGAGUUCCUCCAUCUGAAUGUGAAAGUGGUUCUGAAAGUAGCACAAGCACAGACAAAUCUUCCCUAUCUAAAGAGCUGCUUUCUGUUAUUCAAAAACAAAAUGACAUCACAAGUCUUCUAAUGUCACAGCAGCAACAGUCCUCACUCCCCUCUAGACAAAUACAAGUGUUUGAUGGCAAUCCAUUACAAUUUCAGACAUUUGUGAGAGCGUUUAAAUAUGGCAUUGAGAGUAAAACAAAUAAUGAUGAUGACAGACUUUAUUAUUUGGAACAAUAUACAAGUGGCCAAGCCAGAGAGCUUGUAAGGAGCUGUUUUCACAUGGAUGCAAAUGUGGGCUAUAAAGAAGCACAGAAACUUUUAAAAACACAUUUUGGUGAUGAAAUCAAAAUAGCAAAUGCAUACAUCGAAAAGGCUCUUAACUGGAACAGUAUUAAAACUGAUGAUGGCAAUGCUCUGCAUGCAUAUGCACUUUAUCUGAGAGGAUGCUGCAAUACAAUGGGACAGUUAAAAGCAAUGCAAGAAUUAAAUCUACCAUCAAAUUUAAAACUGAUUCUGUCCAAAUUGCCAUAUAAACUCAAAGAAAAGUGGAGAACAGUGGCAUAUGAACUCUUAGAGACAAAUAAAAAACGAGCAGAUUUUCCUGAUCUUGUGGCAUUUAUUGAAAGACAGGCCAGUAUCUUGCAGGACCCUCUGUUUGGUGAAAUUCAAGAUGUCUCAAAGAAAACCUAUUCAAAAGCUACAGUGGCAGUAGACUCUAAGCCUCAACUGCGCCCUCAGAAAAACAAAAGCAGCAGUUUUGUCAUGUCAAUAAAUAACUGUAAAACACUUUGUUGUAUUUGUGGGAAAUCAAAUCAUUCUUUGGAUCAAUGUGAAAAACUAAAAUCACAGACACAUGAAGGAAAGGUACAGCUGCUUAAAAAUAAUGGUAUCUGCUUUGGUUGUUUAAACAAGGGUCAUCUGAGUAAAUUAUGUAAAAGAAGAAUGACGUGUGAGAUCUGUCAAGGUAGACAUCCCAGUGUGCUACAUAUACACAACGCGAUGGACAGUCAAAAUCUGCAACAAAAACAAUCAGUCAGUGGCACAUUAUUCUCAAUGGAAAGAAAAACAAGUUCUGAUACUGGGGCUGGAAGCAACUACAAAUUAUCAAUAGUACCUGUCCAACUAAAAGCAGCAAAAGGAGACAAGACAAUAUUAACAUAUGCUUUUCUUGACCCUGGAAGCACAGCUACAUUUUGUACCGAAAAUAUUAUGAGACAGCUAAACAUCAAUGGAAAAAAGACACAGGUUUUAUUGCAAACAAUGGGACAAAGAAAGCCAGUGAACAGUUAUGAAAUAAAUGGUUUACAGGUUGGAGAUAUGAGUGGCAAUAACUUCAUUGAAAUGGAAAAGACAUAUACCCAGACAAGCAUUCCUGUAACAAAAGCAAACAUAUUCACACAAACUGACAUUAACAAAUGGCCUUACCUGAAAGACAUUGAAAUUAAAGAAAUUGAUGCGGAUGUGGAAAUCCUGAUAGGAGUAGAUGUGCCAAAGGCUAUGGAACCGUGGCAGAUUAUAAACAGCCAAGGUAAUGGACCCUAUGCUGUAAAAACUUUACUUGGAUGGGUGGUGAAUGGGCCACUCAAUUCUGCAGCUGUGGACAAACAUGGUAGACCUGUGACAUCAGUAAACCGCAUUUCAGUUGAAAACCUGGAGUCUAUUCUAAUGCAACAGUACAGCCAUGACUUUCCUGAAAAAGAAUAUGAAGAAAAGCCCCAAAUGUCAGUGGAAGACACACAGUUUAUGAAUAUGAUGUCACAACAGGCAACAUUGAAAGACAAUCACUACUACUUACCUUUGCCACUUCGCAACAAAGACACUGUGAUGCCGAAUAACUAUCACAUUGCUGAACAAAGAGCUCAAUAUCUGGCCAGAAAGUUCAAACACAAUGACAGUUUUGCAGAGGAGUACAAAACAUUUAUGGAAGACAUCAUAACAAAAGGAUAUGCAGAAAAGGGUAUAUCCCUCAAUAAAGAGCUGCUUCAAGGACCUGAUUUGACCAACUCACUGCUCGGAGUGUUGCUCAGAUUCCGCAAGGAACAAGUUGCUUUAAUGGCAGAUAUUGAAGGAAUGUUUCACCAGGAAGAGUCCUGCAAACACAACCUGGAAGUAAAGGAUUGGUACGAAGUGCCCUCAUUAAAACUAAGACUGGUAUCCUCCAACGACCUGUGA